Molecule: messenger RNA, 2338 nt
Organism: Eptesicus fuscus (big brown bat)
Lineage: Eukaryota; Metazoa; Chordata; Mammalia; Chiroptera; Vespertilionidae
Gene: LMOD1
Product: leiomodin 1
Exons: 3
Coding region: 59-2245 (728 amino acids)
Biological process (GO): pointed-end actin filament capping; myofibril assembly; muscle contraction
Cellular component (GO): myofibril; striated muscle thin filament
Molecular function (GO): actin binding; tropomyosin binding
Source: RefSeq, a predicted model, not a curated record
CCCCCCCCGACCCCAGCACGGCCACCGGUGCCCCCAAGAGCCGCGCCCCGUCGCCAAGAUGUCCAAGGUGGCCAAGUACCGCCGGCAGGUGAGCGAAGACCCCGACAUCGACAGCCUGCUGUCCACGCUGUCCCCCGAGGAGAUGGAGGAGCUGGAGAAGGAGCUGGACGGCGCGGACCCCGACAGCAGCGUGCCCGUGGGGCUGCGGCAGCGGAACCAGACGGACAGGCCGGCCACGGGCGCCUACGACCGGGAGGCCAUGCUCAGCUUCUGCGAGGAGACGACCAAGAAGCUCAUCCGGAGGGAGAUGUCCCUGGACGUGGACGAGAGCCAGCCGGCGGAGACCAAGGCCGACGCCAAGAACGGCGGCAGGAAGGCCCUGGGCCCCAGGCAGGACUCGGACGCGGGGCGGGCGCCCCGGCGGGGCGUCCUGAAGAAGGCCUUCUCCCGAGACAAGGAGGACGCCGCCGCCGCCGCCGCCGCCGAGGCCAAAGGCGCCCCCCAGCCCCGGGAGGAGAAGCUCAUCCGGGGCAUCGACCGGGGCCGGGUCAGGGCCGCCGUGGACAAGACCGAGGCGGGGGGCGGCGGGCGGGGGGACGGCCAGGCCCCCAGGAAGGAGGAGGAGCCGAGAGGGGGGGCCAGGAGCGCCGGCCUGAGCAGAGACAAGGAUGAGAAGCCGGAGGACGGGAAGGGAAGAGGCGGGGGAGCGCGCACGGAGGCUGCGGGGAAGGAGGGCCCGGCGGCGGCGGCGGCGAGGAAGGAGGAGGAGAAGGUCACCCAGGAGGCGCCCCCCGGCCCCAGGGCGCCCGCGGAGGAGAGGCGGAGCGGGGCGGCGGCCGAGAAGCCAGCGGCCCCGGGGGGCCCCGCCAAGCCCCCCGCCGAGGGCCCGGCGCCCGCCGCGGAGGGGGAGGAGGCGGCCCCCAGCAUCUUCGACGAGCCGCUGGAGCGGGUGCGCAGCAACGACCCCAGCCUGACGGAGGUGAACCUCAACAACUCGGACUGCAUCACGCCCGAGAUCCUGGUGCGCUUCGCCGAGGCGCUGGAGUUCAACACGGCCGUGCGGGCGUUCGCCCUGGCCAACACGCGGGCCGACGACCACGUGGCCUUCGCCAUCGCCAUCAUGCUCAAGGCCAACAAGGCCAUCACCAGCCUCAACCUGGACUCCAACCACAUCACGGGCAAGGGCAUCCUGGCCAUCUUCCGGGCGCUGCUGCAGAACAGCACGCUCACCGAGCUGCGCUUCCACAACCAGCGCCACAUCUGCGGCGGGAAGACGGAGAUGGAGGUGGCCGCGCUGCUCAAGGACAACCACACGCUGCUCAAGCUGGGCUACCACUUCGAGCUGGCCGGGCCCCGCAUGACCGUCACGCACCUGCUCAGCCGCAACAUGGACCGCCAGCGGCAGCGGCGGCUGCAGGAGCAGCGGCGGGCGCAGGAGGAGGCGGCGGCGGCGGGGCGCGGGGGCCGGGGCCGCCGGGGAGAAGAAGGGGCUGCUGGAGGUGCCCAAGGUCAAGGUCGGGGGGGCGCCCCCCAAGGGCUCCCCGGGCCCCUCCCCGCAGCCGUCUCCAAAGGCCUCGCCCAAGAACUCGCCCAAGGGUGGGGGGGCUCCGGCCGCCCCGCCGCCCCCGCCGCCGCCGCCGCCCCUGGCCCCGCCCCUGGCCCCGCCCCUGAUGGUGGAGAACCUGAGGAACUCGCUCUCGCCGGCCACCCAGAGGAAGAUGGGGGACAGGGCUCUCCCCGCCCAGGAGAAGAACUCGCGCGACCAGCUGCUGGCCGCCAUCCGCUCCAGCAACCUCAAGCAGCUCAAGAAGGUGGAGGUGCCCAAGCUGCUGCAGUAGGGCCAGGCCGCGGGCACCGCCCCCCCGGCCGCCCAGACCCGCCCCCGGCUGGCCUGCUGCCGUCCCCGCCUGCCCGGGGUCCCGAGGCCGGGCCACGCUUUCUCAUCCAGACGGUUCCUCUCCGCGGGCCGAGGUUCCCGGACAAGAAGAGUCCUUCAGGCACGCGGCGGAGAAGACGGCACGCGGCGGGGAGCCGGGGAGGAUGUGCACGGGACCACGUCGAGGCCCAGCCCCGCCCUCCAGGGCCAGGAUUCAGCUCUGAGGAGCCCUGGGGCAAGGCUGCUGGGCUGGUGUGCAGGGCAGGGCGGACGCUGGAGAGGGAGAGGGCCGGGGCGAGGACAGAGCCUGGACGGACGGACAGUGCCCGGGGGAGGGAGGGGCCGGCGCGGCCGGACCGGCAGGUUUGAUGCCAAAGCAGACGCUGUUUUCCUACACCCACGCGCUGUGCUGUGACCCGCUGUGUCUCCCCGUAAGAUUUUGAUAAUAUAUACGAGCCUGUA